Messenger RNA from Jatropha curcas, 354 nucleotides. RefSeq lists its product as uncharacterized. NCBI's taxonomy places the organism in Eukaryota, Viridiplantae, Streptophyta, Magnoliopsida, Malpighiales, Euphorbiaceae. The record is from RefSeq and is a predicted model, not a curated record.
AUGGAAAUUGUCUCUCUUCCUUAUCAAAGGCUGAAAAAUGAAGAUCUGAUUGGUGAUCAUUAUGAAGAAAAAGAAGGAUCAAUAGUGAGAAAAUCAAGAAACUUUCAAAAGUUCAAAACGGUGCGUUUAAGGAAGAGAUUUAGGGUUAAGGUUCCAAGUUUAAGGAGAUUUUGGAGAAAGAAAGUUAAGUUGGUAUAUUCUGCUUAUGCUAAAGUGUUGAAGAGAUUCAAAGGAAGUCAAGCUCAUUUUGGUGAUCUUUUUGCAGGAAACUAUUUGUUCUUGCAAGUCAAUCCUUCUUCACUGAAGUGUUUUGAAAAAGCUUAUCAUGGUUCUACUGGUUUGUCUUCAAGGUGA